AUGGCUGAGAAAACCCAUGAUGGCGACGGCACCUUUGACGUCCACGAUGACAUCGAGAACAGCAAGCCUUCGGACAGCCAUGUCGAAAACAUCAGGCAAUCGCAACCUCACUUCGACAUUGACCCUGUCUUGAGCAAGAAGCUCGACCGCAAGUUCGACUAUCACAUCAUUCCCUGGCUUUUUGGUAUAUGGCUAUUUGCCUUCAUUGACAGAAGCAACAUUGGAAACGCUAAGAUCGAUGGCCUUACCGAGGACCUCAACAUCUCCACUGGAACAAAGUUCAACAUAGCGCUCUUGGUAUUCUACAUCCCCUACAUUCUUGUCGACGUACCGAGCAACUGGAUUGUCAAAAAGGUCCGGGCGGGUAUAUAUCUUCCGACUUUGAUAACGUGCUGGGGCAUAGCCUCUUUGAGGGAGGACUCCUAG
Messenger RNA from Colletotrichum chrysophilum, 426 nucleotides. RefSeq lists its product as uncharacterized. The coding region runs from base 1 to 426 and encodes 141 amino acids. The record is from RefSeq and is a predicted model, not a curated record. The transcript has 3 exons. Gene Ontology annotation, cellular component: membrane. Lineage: Eukaryota; Fungi; Ascomycota; Sordariomycetes; Glomerellales; Glomerellaceae. Gene Ontology annotation, molecular function: transmembrane transporter activity.